Molecule: messenger RNA, 1323 nt
Organism: Orbilia oligospora ATCC 24927
Lineage: Eukaryota; Fungi; Ascomycota; Orbiliomycetes; Orbiliales; Orbiliaceae
Exons: 6
Coding region: 1-1323 (440 amino acids)
Biological process (GO): response to endoplasmic reticulum stress
Cellular component (GO): endoplasmic reticulum lumen
Molecular function (GO): protein-disulfide reductase activity; protein disulfide isomerase activity
Source: RefSeq, a predicted model, not a curated record
AUGGUGCACAAUCCAGUCGUUGUAGCGGCUCUGUCUGCUGCGCUCCUUGCCCCAUUGGCGGCGGGGAUGUACUCCAGCAAUUCGCCUGUCCUUCAACUUACAUCUAAGAACUUUGCCGAAAAGAUUCUCAAGUCAAACCAUGCUUCUGUUGUCGAAUUCUAUGCACCAUGGUGCGGACAUUGUAAAAAUCUCAAGCCUGCAUAUGAGAAGGCCGCUGAAAAUAUGAAAGGGCUUGCUCAAGUCGCUGCAAUUGACUGUGACGAAGAUGCGAAUAAACGUACUUGUCAAGAGUACGGGAUCCAGGGCUUCCCUACUAUCAAGGUUUUUAAACCCGGCAAAAGUGGAAAGCCUUCAAUCCAAGACUACCAAGGUGCGCGUACAGCCAAGGGAAUAGUUGACUUCUUGAUUGAGCAGAUCCCCAACCAUGUCACGAGGAUUAACUCUAAGACUGUUGACGGCUUCCUCAAGGAGAAGAAUGAGACGGCGAAGGCGAUACUCUUCACCACAAAGGGUGUCGCCACACCCCUCUACAAGGCAUUGGCUGUUGAUUUCUUUGGCUCUGUUACAUUCGGACAAGUUCGUGAUAAAGAAACUGAAGUCCUUAAGCUUUUUGGCGUUGAAAAAUUCCCCACAUUCCUCGUACUGCCAGGCGGUAGCGCUGAGGGAGUAAUUUAUGAUGGGGACAUGAAAAAGGACGGUAUGUUGAAGUUCGUCAAGAAAUUCGCACAGCCAGCCUCCGGUAAGCCCAAGGAUGAUGAGAAGAAGGAAGAGUCUUCUUCGACUUCGUCCUCUUCAGCACCGCCACCAAGGCCAACUUUCGACUCUACCAUCCCCGAGGCACCCUCUCUAGAAGCUUUCGCCGCUACAUGUGGAAACAAGAUCUGCGUUCUGGUUGUCACUCCUGAGAGCGCCCCCUCUCUCUCUGCUCAGGAAAAGGCCAAUUUCUAUGUAAACCAUGUUAAGCAAACUUUCCCUUUCUUCCAAGUCCAAGGAUCAAAGCUUUCUCCCGAAUUUAUGAAAGGAUUCGCUCUUGAGAAAUCGGAUCAAAUUCAAGUGAGAGCUUUGAGCGCCAAAAGAGGAUGGUAUGUUGCCUAUAGCGGUGACUCCGCCUCUGACGAGGAGCUGAAGAUCUGGAUCGAUAAGAUCAAGAUGGGAGAAAUCCAAAAAGUAAAGAUCCCACAAUUUGAGAAGGAAGAAUCCACGACACCACCAGAGCCAGCCAAGGAUGCGCCGGCACCAGAAGAGCCAGCCAAGGAGGUGCCAAAGGAAGAAGAGCCAGCUAAGGAGGCCACCAAGGAAACACCCGAGCAUGAAGAACUCUAA